GUUUUGUGCCAUAACGCAUUUUUAUUGCAACAUUUUACUCCCGCUCGAUUUUAGUGUCAAAUAUUUUUGGAUGUUAGCAUUUUUUUAGAUAGUUGAUGCAAAAUAAGUGGAUGUGAAGUGAAUGGUCUCUUUGGGGGGAAAGAUCAAUGCGUUUUUUGGUUUCCGUGUCAACGAAGAUGAACAGACUCUCCCUUUGCAGGGUCCACAGCAGAGGAGGAUGACCGGUAAGAGUCAGACCAGCAACGUGACCAACAAGAAUGACCCCCGCUCACUCAACUCCAGAGUCUUCAUCGGUAACCUCAAUACCGCCAUCGUCAAGAAGGCCGACAUCGAAGUCAUCUUCGCCAAGUAUGGCAAGAUCGUGGGCUGCUCUGUGCACAAGGGCUACGCCUUUGUGCAGUACAUGAGCGAGCGCAACGCUCGCGCGGCGGUAGCUGGAGAGAACGCUCGGAUCAUAGCAGGACAGCCACUGGAUAUUAACAUGGCAGGAGAGCCCAAACCAUACAGGCCCAAAGCUGGCUCCAAACGACCCCUGUCUGCUGUCUACACUGGUUAUGAGUUUGACUAUGACUACUACCGUGAUGAUUUCUAUAAUCGGCUCUUUGACUAUCAUGGGCGGGUGGCCCCGCCUCCGAGGGCGGUCAUCCCACUAAAGCGCUCACGGGUUGUGAUGCCAUCCACACGAAGAGGGAAGACGUCCUUCUCCAUCAAAACAUCCACCUCUUCAUCUUCGCGGCCCCCCUCCUCCUCUUCCUCAUCCCUCUCCUCCGGACUAAAACUAAAGACGGAUCAGCUCCAGACGAUCAAGCGUGAGCUUACUCAGAUCAAGCUGAAGAUCGACUCUCUCCUGUGCCGUCUGGAGAAAAUAGAAAAACAGCAGAGGAUGGACUCUGAGGCUCAGAGGAAGUAUGAAGACAACUGUGACUCACUGCAUGAGGAAUCCAUAUCAGAGACGGCGGAGAACUCGGCCGAAGAGGCGGGGGAGGGGCCGUUGGAUGCAGAGGCCGGAGAGAUGACCGACGGUGGCGAGGAUGACUACGACGAAGAGGGCAGCACCGAUCUGAUAGAGAACCAUGUGUCUGACAUUGACAACUAAAGGUAAGGCUAUGUCAAAAGGGAACGCAGUGCUGCUUUGAACAGUCUUAAGGGGGAAGGAAGGAAGACAUUAAACUGGGCAGAGCCAAAAAAAAAAAGGAAAGAAAAAAAGCUCACAACUCCUCUGUGACAGACACAAUGGAACAGGCAUGAUCGAUUGAGACAAAGCAGUGUGUGUUCAUGGACGAAUCUCUCAUCGCCAGUCAGCGUCUGUUGCUCAACGUUCCACAGGAUUUCAUUUGUAUACACUGAAAGACUCAUUUGGUUUGUCAAGUAAUGCUCCGGCUUUUGCAGAACUAUUUUAUUAAAUAUUAUCAAAUGUCUAAUUGAAUUCAACUUAGAUUUUUUCUCUGUGUGAUAACCCAUGUAUAUAUACUUGCACUCCUGUCUGAAAAAGGAAUAAGGUAUUGAAGAAAACACAAUGCCGGUGUUAAGAAUGAGCAGGAGAUCCAAGCUCUCACUUCUGGCUGUGCUCCGGCUCCUGCGUUUCUUUCCUGCAACAUUCUGAGGGUGCGUUGCGUUCGUCAGUCCUGAUUCACGUCGACUGGAAGAGAAUAGCCACUCACGCUGCUAUGAUUUUCCUCCUUCCAACGCUGCCAUGUCUGUCUCUCUCUCGCACUCUCUUCCUCCCCGUCGAAUUCUCUGUCAUUUUGUUUUCUCUCUUUUCCUCGUUCCAUUUUGCCCAUCAUUUGUCUUUUUUCUUUCAUCAGCCUCUAAAAGUGCAGAGUGCAGAGAAUACCCACCUCGGGCUGUCCCCCCGCACAGACACCAAGUAACGAUAUUCACAUUAUUGUUCACACCCCAUUAAUUCAAAGAUGCAGACACUCGGAUUUCAUCAAACCAGUUGUGCACCUACUCAUGGAGGCAGCCUUUAAAUGACAAAUGACAAAUGCCCAUUCAGUCCACACUUGGCACGGAGAGUCCAGAAAAUUAGCCCAAAGAUUUUCAGCACCAUACUGCCAUCGCACGUCCAUAGAUUGGCCAAAUCAGUACUGUCAGACUUAUAAUCUAGCUGUGAGAAAUCUUAUUAAACUCACCAACAUUGUGUUCAUGAUUCUCCUUCUUUAUACCUGUCAUCUGUGACAAUAGUUACCAGGCGUAAGUAGUAUGUUUAACUACAGUAUAUGUGCCAUUGCAUUCUGAGAUCUUCAUUCUCGUGCAGAGCUCCACGUGAGAAUUCCAAGCAGCAUAUACAGGAUUUAGACAUGCUUAUGUAUUUGCUACUAAGACAGCAUGUUUAAUAGAUGGAGUACCACAUUUCAUUUCCCACUACUGCCAUAUGCUCCACAGUAUUACUGACCUUAAAUAAUAGACAAUGAGCACUCUAUUUUUAUAUGGCAAAUUUUGAUUGGAGAAAAAUGGCUUUACAAACAUCGACUUGUGUUUUUGUUUGUUUUUUGUUUGUGUUUGUUUGUUUGUUGACCUGACUAUGCCUCUGUUUCUGGCUUCAGUAUAACGCAUUCAAAUGGAGAAUGUGAGGAAAUAGCUGUGACAAGUUAAAAAAAGAAAAGAACAAAAUUGUGGUUACCCUGGUUACCCACAUCAAAUCUAGUUUCACACUGUGGGGAAAGUACUCAUGGUUUUUUAAUUAAUGUUUCAGAGAAUAUGAAGAUUAUAUACAGUACACAGUAAAACUGGUCUCCAAGGCUAAAGGACACAAUUCAUUAAAAAAAAAAAGAAUGUACAGAUAUGUAAACUAUUUGUAAAGCUAUUUUUUAUGAUCAGCAUGUUUAUUCAUUUAAUGUAUUUUUGGUUUAAUCUUAGUUGUUGCAUUUGUUGUAUGGCAUCAGAAAUCAUUGCAUAGACAAAAAAGCACUAUUAAAAUCAUUAUAUGUGAAA
Molecule: messenger RNA, 2934 nt
Organism: Electrophorus electricus (electric eel)
Lineage: Eukaryota; Metazoa; Chordata; Actinopteri; Gymnotiformes; Gymnotidae
Gene: ralylb
Product: RALY RNA binding protein like b
Cellular component (GO): nucleus
Molecular function (GO): RNA binding
Source: RefSeq, a predicted model, not a curated record